GCCCCGGAUUGAUUAACAUUUGAAAGUUUGGCUGCAGGGUGUGUUUGCUUACAAUUCACUUUGCUCUCUUAAGGGUAUUAAAACUAUGGAACGGGAGUUGGCUUUUCUUCUCUUCUUCGCUCCCGCCCGCGCGUUCAUUUUCCAGUUCCCAGUCUGGCAAGGAUGUUUUUUCUAGAUAAAAAACAGGAAUUUCCGAGAGAGCGAAAGAGAGAAAUUCACCACGAUUUGGACUUCAUUUCCUAGGAAUUUUACACAAUAUGACUAGCGGAUGGCUGGGUAUUCUGGGUAAUUUGGUAAUUCAUUGGGAGAAGUUUUAUAUCAGAAUAUAUUUUAAUCUUUCUAUUGUUUUCCUCUUCCCUUAAAACAUUAGCAGACUCCACAAUGGACUGGGAAUCAGCAUCUCGACUAGACAAUUGACAGUCAAGCUGAAAUUAAGUUAAUCAAGUAAAAAUAGCAAACGGGGGAAAGUCUUUUAAUCAAACACCAAUUUAUCUGGAAGGCAGAGGAGGAAAAAGGCCAACUAAACUCUACAAUACAUCAGGAUGCAUCGCUUUGGCCCACUGCUUAUGAAUCACUUGGACCAACUCCUGGAGCUUGCCAAUUUCAGCAGCAGAGUUGAAGAAGAAUAUCUUCAGAUUGCUGAGUGUCUUGAGGAGAUGCGCCAGCGAUGCUGCCAGCUGGAUUGUGAUCUGAGGAAGACAAGGCAGCAGUUACGCCAAUCAGAAUCUGAGUGUUCUGUGCUGCAGGUGAAAUUGAAACAUGCCCGGAACCAAGUAGAGGUAGAAAUGAAGAAAAGACGUUGGGCAGAAGCUGAGCUGGAAAAGCAGGAAUGCAAAUUGCAGCUUAUCUAUAAAUUCCUCAUGGAGGACCCACAGAUCAGUCCCCGCACUGAAGAUCAACAUGCAGACCUGGCCAUUGUUGAGAAGCUGUGUUUCAACCACAGUAGCCCACUGCCUAGAAAACAGGGGAUGUGUGCAGUAGAAGAACCUGAUACCUCAAUUCUAUCUGACAUCAAUUUUGACCAUUCAGACAAGGAAGUUGAUGUAGGGAUGAUCAGAUCUGUCAAAAGCAAAAACAGAGUGCGUUUCUCCUUGGCUCCCCUGGUUCGGCCAGCAGUAGCAGCCAAGCACUCACAGUCUUCUAGAACAUUUACUAACAGCAUGAAGGAAUUACCUCUGAUGACCUUGAAGUCUAGAGCCAUUGGUGGCAGACGAAGCCUUGCUCACAGUUUAUCACCCAACGCUAUAGCACCCAAUUGUCAAUCCCAGCUAAAUAGUUCAAUUUCCACGCACUCAGAGCUCACUUCUGUCUGGAAUAGCACUGAUGAAUCUGGUGGACAAAAUAGCCAUGUUGGAUGCAAGGCCAUUGGAUCUACCUCAGGGGGAACCAUUGGUGCCUUCACUCAUUCAUCAGGAAUGCUACCACUCCAGCAACACCAAUUUGCUUCCAAAAUGGUGAUUCGUCUGCACUGGUGUGUCAUUUGCAAAUCCCGGCUUUGCUUCGGGAGGAUGGCACUUAAAUGUUGCUCAUGUCAACUUCUAAUACAUCCAGAGUGCAAGGAACAUUGUCCCUCACAGUGUGUGCCAGGUGCCCACUCCAGAGUGAAAGAGGGUAUACUAGCUGAUUUUGCGCCUUCCAAGCCGCCUCGGGUGCCCCCCAUUGUGGUUCGGUGUGUGGCUCAAAUAGAGAAACGUGGCCUGCGAGAGGCUGGACUGUACAGAGUGCCAGGGGCAGAAUCCCUUGUGCGGGAAUGGAAAUACAAACUGCUCUCCUCCCAAGAGGCUCUUCCUUCCCUCGACCUUGUGGCUGAUGUGCAUGUGAUCUGUGGCAUCCUCAAGGAUUUCCUGAGGAAUCUGAAAGAGCCUUUAGUUACCUUUUGCCUGCACUCUGCCUUCCUGCAGGCAGCAGAAAUUCUGGAUGAACCUGCCUGCCAUACUGAACUCUGCCAGGUUGUCAUGAAGUUGCCUGUGACUAAUAGAGACACACUAGCAUUUCUCAUGCUCCAUCUGCGUAGGGUCAUGCAAAGCCCUGACUGUCAAAUGGACCACCAUAACUUGGCACGUAUCUUCGGACCACUACUAGUUGGACACAGCACUCCCAGCCCCAGCCCACUUGCCAUUAUGGAAGGCACACCACGCCAGUACCUGGUCAUCUCCCGUCUCCUAACAUUGCCACUCAAAUUUUGGAAGCAUUUUAUAGAAGAAGAACAAGAAAAUCUUGUCCCAUCAUUACAACAGUCCAUUGUAAUGAAUGAGCAAGAGGCUAGCGCUAUCCAGAUGUGUCCAGGAAAUGGCUGCUUUCCAAAAAAACUUCAUAACUGCAUAGGCACAACUUUGCCACCUUUGAAUGUUCCCCAUGCCAAAAAGAUGGGAAGAUUCUUGCCUCUUCCAAAAUAAGGAGCUACUCAAGGUGGCCAUUGAUUCUGAUUGCUAAUGAAAAUGUGUUCACUUGGUGACUGCAUCAUUCUUGCCUUGCUUUCUCCAGCAAGCCUCCUUCCAACUUCCAGCCAAGUUCCUACAGUUUAAAAAUAUUUAAUAAUCCACUGUUAUUUCUUAAUAUUGGAUGGCGUUUGAUCUUCCUGAAGAACAUCAUGGUUCCCUUUUUUUUUCUGUAACUAGGGACUCACAAAAGAGUGGAAUGAAUCCUUGACUAACAUACUACUGAUUUCUUCAUUUUGGACUUGUGGGUGAACUGAAGAUGUUCAGAUCUGUCUUGGUCAAUUUACUUAUAAUAAUUAGCAGAUUCAAUAGGAUGAAUCUGAUUGGUGGACAAAAAUAUGCCCACUUUUGUACAUUUUGGUCCUAUUAUCGCAUAUAUAUAGCAAAAUUUCAUAUUACUGGUAUCUGAUGUUCGGAAAGUGGACAAGGAAAGAGAAAAAAAAAUAGUAAUCCCUGUAACUGAAGACAAGACAUUUUCUGAAGGCAUAGCUUUUUUGAAAAAACAUCACUUUUAUUGCAGAUUUGCUUUAGCAAUUAAUCUUCUUGACUCUCUUUAGAAUAAGCAGAUUUUCUUUUCAGGAGACAUACUGUAGAAAAAUAAAAAUGGCAAUGCUCA
Messenger RNA from Crotalus tigris (Tiger rattlesnake), 3054 nucleotides. RefSeq names its product rac GTPase-activating protein 1-like. The record is from RefSeq and is a predicted model, not a curated record. The transcript has 17 exons. The coding region runs from base 543 to 2396 and encodes 617 amino acids. Gene Ontology annotation, biological process: signal transduction. Lineage: Eukaryota; Metazoa; Chordata; Lepidosauria; Squamata; Viperidae.